AUGAAGAUUCAUAACAUUGGUGAAGAGUCGAUCCAUAACAUCUGCAGUAGCCAAGUUAUAUUUACGUUAAGUAGUGUCGUAAAAGAAUUAGUGGAAAAUUCGAUAGAUGCAGGUGCAAACGAAAUAAAAAUAAAACUAGUAGAAAAUGGAAUAAAAUUAAUAGAGGUUAAUGAUAAUGGGAUAGGAAUAAAAAGAGUAAAUUUUGAAAAUGUUUGUGCUAGACAUGCUACAUCGAAAAUAAGUGAAUUUAAUGAUAUACAAAAUUCUUUAAAUACCUUAGGAUUUAGAGGGGAAGCAUUAAAUUCAUUAUGUAUGUUAAGUGAUGUACAUAUUACUACAAAAAACGAUGACUGUAGUGAUCAUGGUUAUUUAUUAAAAUUUGAUAAACUAGGAAAAUUAUAUCAUGAGGAGCCAAUAGCUAGAUUAAGAGGUACUACAGUUAGUUGUGAAAAUAUUUUUAAAAAUAUCCCAAUAAGAAAAAAAGAUUUCAUAAAAAAUAUCAAAACUCAAUUAUCUGAUUUAUUACUUUUGAUGCAACAAUAUGCUAUAAUUUAUUAUCAUAUAAAAUUUGUUAUUUAUAAUGUGGUUACUAUUAAAGGGCAUACAAAAAAUAUGAACUUGCUAAUAACAAACGGAAAUGAAAAUAUAAAAAAAAAUUUCUAUUCUAUAUAUGGGAAAAAAAAUAUCGGGAAUUUAAUUGAACUAAAUAUUGAUAAUGAAGAAUGGAAAAUUAGAGGGUAUAUUAGUGAUAACAAUAGUGGAAGAAGAGAUAAAGAUUUACAGUUCUAUUAUAUGAAUAGUAGACCUGUACAUAUAUUAAAAAAUGUUAAUAAAAUUAUUAACACUAUUUAUAGAGAAUUUAACAGUAGAUUAUAUCCCAUUAUUAUUUGUAAUAUUCUGGCUGAUCCAAAAAAUGUAGAUGUUAAUGUGACACCUGAUAAGAGGGAAAUAUUCUUUACUUUUGAAAACGAAAUGUGUGAGCAAAUUAAAUUAGCGCUUGUUAAGUUACUUACUCCAAAAACCAGUAAUCUAAUUGAUACACAAAUUGGUGAUUAUUUUUUAAAAGUUAACAAUAUCGCACCCGCCAAAAAUAAUUAUGCAGUGAAAACGGAAAACCAUCAAGUGCUUUUAGAAGGGCAAUCAAAUGGCAAUGUUGUUGGUAUGAGCAGUUGUGCAAGGGCGCAAAAUGGGUUCUUAAAAGAGGAGGAUGUGUGUAUUGGUAAUUCGUAUAGUAAUGGCAGUGGGAGCGAUUAUGUUAACGGUGCUAACUACAUCAGUGGUAACAAUAAAUAUAGGUGUACUCACGAAGAUGGAGCGUCGUACGAAAGAGACGAGGCUCAUAGCGCACAGGUGAAAAUACUCAAUAUGUGCGAUGCGCAUUGCACAAAUGGUGAAGUGAAAAAUGAUAGAAAUAACAUAACCUUUUCCAAUCCUGACUGUUCAGGUAAUAUGAACAAAGAUAUGCAGAAAAAAAAAUAUAAAGAUUUGAGCUAUCAACAGAAUUGUGCUAUAAGUGAAUAUGCUCCUACCACAGUUGUUAAAAGUGAUCCAGAUAAUUAUAAGGAAUGCAGAAAUGUAUAUUUUCCAACAGAUAAGGAACAAAAUGAUUUUUAUGAUUCCUCAGGAAUUAAUGUAAAAAGUGAAAAUGAUAGCAGAGAAAAUAAUGUGUACUCCUAUUCUUGUGCACAAAUUGACCAAACCAUUGUAAGUAGUGAAAACAUACGUCAAGAAAAGGAACUGUCAAACAAUGGCGAAGCGGACUACUGGAGCCAAUCGAAACGGAUCGAGCGGCCUAAUAUGCCCACACAAGGUAAAGCUAACAAUUACAAUUACAACGUGGAAAAUGUUCACAGCAACACAGACACAUGCUCAUAUAUAAAAGGUGGAUAUUAUGACGACUCCAAGGUUUACGAGUACAAACUGGAAGGCGGUGACAACAACGAGAUGUACGAGUAUAAACAGGAAGGUGGUGACAACGAGGGGGUAUACGAAUACAAACUGGAAGGCGGUGACAACGAGGGGGUGUACGAAUACAAACUGGAAGGCAAUGACAAUAAAGGGGUAUACGAAUACAAACUGGAAGAUGGUAACGACGAAGGGGUAUACGAACAUAAACUGGAUAGCGGCAAGAAUGAGGGGGUGCAUGAGCAUAAACUGGAUAGGGGAAAGAACGAGGGGGUGUACGAGUACAAAUUAAAAAAUGAAGAGGAAGAACAAAAUAAUAGAAUAAAUGAAAACGGUGAGGACUACUCCUUUGAUGAUUUAAAAGAGAAUAUAAGAAACAGCUGUAUUAAGAACAUUCCUAUAGACAUUAACAUGUAUAUCAAUAGGGAAAAAAUGAAGAGGGGUUUUGACUAUGAUCAAAUACAUGUAAUAAAUUUAACAAAUAGUGAAAAAAUUAAGAAUAUUAUUUUUCAUAAAAUGAAAGAGGAGGUAAAAGUAAAUAAUUAUUUAUGUUUAACAGAUGACAAACAGGAAAAUGAAUAUAAAGAUUUAUUUAAUAGUAGUUUAAAUCUAAGCGAAAGUAGUAGUACCCGCAAUAGUAGUGAUAUUAAUGCCAUAAAUAACAGUAGUGAAGAUAUUAACUUUAACAAUAUUGAUGAAAAACAGAAGGACUUAUAUUUUAAAUCAAAUUUGUUCGAUAAGUUAAAAAUAUGUGGACAAUUUAACAAAGGAUUUGUCAUAUCAAAAAUUGAUUUAUUAUAUUUUAAAAAUAGGAAUAACCAAGAGGAGGAGGGAGAAUUUAAUAAAAAUUAUGAUGGCACAGAUUGUUAUGAGGAAAAAAAUGAUAAGAGAAGUAACUAUGCUUUAUUUAUAAUAGAUCAACAUGCAGCUGAUGAAAAAUCAAACUUUGAAAAAUAUAAUAAAGUAUUCACAAUGAAAUCUCAAAAAUUAAUAAGUAAAAUUGAUUUGGAAUUAAGUCCUGCACAAAUACAUAUUGUUGAGAAAAAUUUUGAAAUAUUUUUACAAAAUGGAUUUGAAGUUGAAAUAGUUGAAGAACCAAUUCAUAAAAAAAGAAAAGUAACAGAUAUUACAUCAUACACGGAGGAAGAAACACUUAUGGAGAUAAAAGUGUAUUUAUUAUCAUUGCCUGUAUUUAAUGGGAAAAUAUUAGAAGUAGUGGAUUUUAUGUCCCUGUUGCAUCAUUUAACAGAAUAUCCCAUAACGUAUGAUAAACAUCAUUUCGAAUUAUUCAUCAAAAAUAAGGAUCAACCAAAUAAAAAAACAGACACAUGGUUUAAUUAUAACUUCCCGAGACCACAAAAGGUUUGGAGGAUCCUGGCAUCCAAGGCCUGUCGAAACGCAAUUAUGGUUGGUAAGACACUAAAUAUCACAGAGAUGAUAAAGAUAAAAAAAAAGUUGAGUGUACUGAAAAAUCCGUGGAACUGCCCCCAUGGCAGACCUACGAUAAAGUAUGUCAUAAAUGACAUUGAUAUAAAAAACUGUUAUAAAAAUUACUACUUAAAAUUAUACGACGAAAUUACAAAUUUAAUAAUAACGAAAAAUUACGAAGCAUACAAAUAUUUAUUUCAUAAUCAUAUUUUUUUUUUAAUUAUGUCUACUAAGCCAUUAUUGGGCCCAGUUUUAAAGUUUCAUUAA
Molecule: messenger RNA, 3600 nt
Organism: Plasmodium malariae
Lineage: Eukaryota; Apicomplexa; Aconoidasida; Haemosporida; Plasmodiidae
Gene: PMS1
Product: DNA mismatch repair protein PMS1, putative
Exons: 2
Coding region: 1-3600 (1199 amino acids)
Biological process (GO): mismatch repair
Cellular component (GO): MutLalpha complex
Molecular function (GO): mismatched DNA binding; ATP-dependent DNA damage sensor activity; ATP hydrolysis activity
Source: RefSeq, a predicted model, not a curated record